Messenger RNA from Bombina bombina (fire-bellied toad), 2677 nucleotides. RefSeq names its product membrane associated ring-CH-type finger 9 (gene MARCHF9). Lineage: Eukaryota; Metazoa; Chordata; Amphibia; Anura; Bombinatoridae. Bases 1050 to 2051 code for a protein of 333 amino acids. Gene Ontology annotation, molecular function: zinc ion binding; ubiquitin-protein transferase activity. The transcript is spliced from 5 exons. The record is from RefSeq and is a predicted model, not a curated record. Gene Ontology annotation, biological process: protein ubiquitination.
GAAGAAGCCAUAUUUAUCCAGCCCUCAGUUCCUAGCCAUCCAUUUCUGCCACCGUUGUAUGCAAUACAUUUACAGUGCAAGAUUUUAAUUUUGAUGCUGGGUUUAAUGAAUACAUCACUUGGAUCCCAUAAGCAAUGACGAUCUGUCUUCUCGGCAAGGUGCAGGGAUCUGCCAGUGGUGAUGUGGGUGAAUUGGAUAAACCUGGGCUGGAUGGAUGGCAAGGCAGAGCGGGCUGGUGAUGCUGAGAGCUGAGACAAUAGAAGAGCCCUGUGUGUUUCAUCCGAGCAAGAGGAAGCAAGGGGGAGGGAAAACAUAGGAUUCAUCCGUAGAAGGAAACCCACCUGCCUAUACAGACAGUUGCCUUUUUUCCCUGUUGGAUUAUAAACAAAUUUUGCUUUUUGCAUUAUAUUUUGGUAUUGGCCGUUUUUUAUUGUCACUUGAGGGCAUGGGAGGCUGCGCUCUCCAAAACAUAGGAUGGGCAAAGAUCUGAUUAUUUGUAAUAACCAGUGUUUUAUUCUCCCCGCACAUCCUGUUAUAGCCUUGACAAUUGCAUUAUUAUGUAUUCAAUUGUACUUUAACCCCUGCUGCCCCUCAAACCUAUCCCAUAGCACCUGGCUUGCAGACAACAGCACCAACCAACACAUUGUUAUUGCCAUUUUAAUGUUUGCAUAUUUGGCUGUGUGGUCACCGUUCCCUCUUCAUUUAUCCAAGCAUUCAGUCAAACAUUAUCUCGGUAUUAUAAAGUGUCCUGCUCUCUUUAUCCGGGCAUUUCUAUUGUAAACCUUUUUAUUUGCUCCCAUCGUUGUAGUGGGGGUGUUUCUGUUUACAUUGCCCUUUUUCUAUUUUUUUUUUAAAUAAAUAAAGAUACUAACGGGCCAUCACCUAGCCCCAUGCAUUGCAGCCCCCUCCCUGACACAAGGAAUUACAGGAGAGGGAUCAGCAGCUACCCUUGCAUUGGGUCACUUGGGACCAGGGUCCAUGCCUCUGCUGCUACUUCCUGCCUUGCUGUGCACUGGAUCCCUCCGGACCCCUGGUCCCCCGGCCGGUGAAUGAUGUUUAAGUACCGGCUCCGCAUGUUCUUUAAUGAACUCAAGGUUCUGGUAUUAACCCGAUCCGGGAGAAGCGAGCCGGAGCCGGGCCAGGCCAUGCGGGGACUUGGGGUGGGAGGCUGCGGGUGGCCUCCUUUUGCAGACUGCUCCUCCCGAGACGACGAGGAGGAAUAUUAUGGGGCCGAUUCUAGACCCCGUAACCUGGGGUUGGAGGAGAAAGACAGCAGGAUUGGGGCUGCGCUGGACGCCGUGUCCCUGGGCAGCAGCAUUGACAGUGGCAUGCGGACCCCGCAGUGUAGGAUCUGCUUCCAAGGUCCUGAGCAGGGCGAGCUGUUGAGUCCAUGCCGCUGUGACGGUUCAGUGCGAUGCACACAUCAACCCUGCCUGAUACGAUGGAUCAGUGAGCGGGGAUCCUGGAGCUGUGAAUUGUGUUAUUUCAAAUAUCAUGUCCUAGCCAUCAGCACAAAGAACCCACUACAGUGGCAGGCCAUUUCAUUAACUGUGAUUGAGAAGGUCCAGAUUGCAGCGAUCAUUUUGGGCUCCCUUUUCCUCAUAGCCAGUAUUUCCUGGUUAAUUUGGUCGUCACUUAGCCCGUCAGCAAAAUGGCAGAGGCAGGACUUGCUCUUUCAAAUCUGCUAUGGCAUGUAUGGCUUCAUGGACAUUGUCUGUAUAGGUUUGAUAAUCCAUGAAGGAUCUUCUGUUUAUCGUAUUUUCAAGAGGUGGCAAGCAGUAAAUCAGCAAUGGAAAGUUCUGAACUAUGACAAAACCAAGGACCUUGGAGAACCUUUAAAUGGGACUACAAAGCUUGGGGGAAGGAAUUCACGGACGAACCAUUCCUCUCUCAAUGACAGAGGCCCUGGUCGGAGCCAGAGAGUUAGGACUAUUUUAAACCAUCACUGUGGUUAUACGAUUCUACACAUCCUCAGCCACCUGCGGCCUAAUGAACAUCGAAAUAGUUCAAACUCAAACAGAGAGGUGGUGAUGAGAGUGACAACUGUAUGAGGAAAUUUAUAAGUUAUCUUCAACAAGUUAUUACCGACACCAUUGUGGCAAUGAUGUCAAAAGGGAAAAGCAAAGAUUGUUUUGAUGAAGGAAACAAUCAAGUUUAGUUCCUUAAUUUCUCUUUGAGUAGGCCUUCCAGUGCAUUCUGGCCAACUUUGUUAAUAUAGAGAAAGUCCUGGUUUUUAUUUUUCCAAGGCAUUGGGUCCUCUUUUGUCACUUGAUAAUUUCCCAUGCGUCUAUUCAGCUAUGAAGCAGCCCAGCCUACAGAAGAGAUGAAAACUAGGGCUCCCUCAGUCAAAAUGUAAUGUUUCCAAUAAAAUUCCACUUGAACCAUGAAUUUCUGAGCGAAUUGAAAGCACAAGUCAGCUCUUUAAAACAAAAAGUAACAGACACCAACUCUAAAUUUUUUUUACCUCAGCUUUAAACAACAAAGUCAAAAUAAACCAUAACGAAAGCAUAUUAAAAUAGCACCGAAUACAAUUCUUUUAAAAGCAGUCCCUCUUGCCAGAAUUGCAUAAGCAAAAUAUUCAAUGUUUAAUAGAAAAAUGACUGACACGGUUUAGAUCUUUCUAAGUGAUGAAAAGGUGCAAUAAAACAUAUUUUUACGGCAAAUGGGAUAAUUGCAA